AUGUCCAACGGUGAAACUGUUCAGCAGUCCAACGGGGCUUACCCGGCACCCAUUUCGACGGGAACCAAUGGAGUCAACCACGAGAAAAAUGUUCGACAAGUCACCGACGACCCUCCGGUCCCGACCAUUUCGGGCGACUCAGACCUGAGAGGCAACCAAGAGGAGCAAGGGGUUCCGGAUCGCCAUAGCACUUUCAAUAUCAAGCGCCAACUCACUCACCAGAAGGAAAAAAUAAAGACCAAGACGAAGCCUCCCGGUGGCUACGAUACGACGCCGAUACCAAAAGCACCCCCCGGCUAUGCCAUUAAGUUCACUUUCCAUCGCGCCACCAACCUGCCCGCCGCGGAUAUCGGGUCGCACGCUUCGGACCCAUUUAUUGAGUCUACACUCACGAGUUCGUUGCCGAAACGGCACAAGGAAGACCCAGACCUGUUCCACCGGACCCGUACUAUCAGACGCACCGUCGACCCAGAAUGGGAAGAGGACUGGAUCGUGGCGAACGUGCCAGCGUCAGGCUUCAAGCUUAAGUGCCGCUUGUACGAUGAAGACUGGCCCGACCACAACGACCGACUCGGUAACGUGACCAUCAUUGUGUCCCGGGUCGAUGAGACAUGGAAUGGCUUUUCGCAAAGGGAGUUCGAGGUGAAGAAGCGAGUGGGAAGUAAGCGCGCUUAUCUGUUGAAGGCGGCCAGUGCCGCCUUCAACGCGGAUGUGACAAUGACACCGAGUUUGUUCGUGAGCGCAACCGUCCUCGGUGUAUCCGAUCCUCCCCACGGCCAAAUGUACACCCUCGGUCCGACGAGGUACUUCAGGCACUUUUCACCCAUGAUAGGUCGGCUCGCCGGAGUACAGGUCAACAAGGACGAAGAUCAUGAUUCCAAUGCCAACGGGGCCACGAGCUAUGAGCCAAAGGCACCCGAGGGUGAUCAGGACAAGCAGAUUAAACAGGGCGACAAGAAGACCCAAAAGUACGACUUCCAAGCGAACGAGAUCCAACUCCAGGGACCGGUUCCUGAAAAGCUAUAUCAUCGAUAUGUCGAAUUCCGCCCAUUGAUCGGCCUCAUGUUUAGUCGCAGUGGCAUUCGGGGUCGCAUUUUACAUAAAGCUUUGGCUCAUCAACACGGUCGAAUAUACAAUUUCGAUAGCUCCACAGAAUAUGGGCAGUUUAAGCCCUGUUCUGAAGAAGCCACCUUACAAUUCCUCAAACUGGUGCACUUUGACCAGGGCGGUCGUCUCUUCACUUACGUCCUCACGCUGGAUGGGUUGUUCCGCUUCACCGAAACCGGUAAGGAAUUCGGCAUCGACUUACUUAGCAAACACUCCAUGCACAGCGACGUAGCCACAUACAUUGCGUGCUCGGGCGAGUUCUUCGUCCGACGCUUGAAAAAGCCGACAGCAUCCGAGGAUCCCAAGCCGGACCAGCCCACACACCCGACUCAGGAACUGUCAGGCGGACCUCCUAGAGGUCCACCGCCGACGAAGCCCGAGUACUAUCAAUUGGUCAUCGACAACGACAGCGGCACCUACCGGCCCGAAAAGUCGGUCUUGCCCGAGUUGCAAAAGUUUCUCCAACGAAACUUUCCCGGUCUGGGCGUGGUGACGCUGGGCUGCGAUGACGAGGAGGACCAGAAGCUGAAAGAGAAACAGCGCAAGGUCAAAAGGCAGGAGGGCGAGAACAUCCACAUGGUACUCAACCGGAGCCCGAGCUCGAGCUCGAUGAGCUCGGACGACGUCAGCGACCCGGAGGAGCUGGAGCAAUCGGCCGGUGCCGGGCGCAAGAGCAAGAAGGAGCGCAUGCUGGAUGCGCUGGAACAAGAUGGUACCAUGAAGGCGCUGCAGAAGGAAUUCAUGCGUAGCGGGUCGAAGGGUAAGGGUGAGGCGAGUGGGGUGACAAAUUGA
This is a messenger RNA of Pseudomassariella vexata, 1899 nucleotides long. RefSeq lists its product as uncharacterized. The record is from RefSeq and is a predicted model, not a curated record. Gene Ontology annotation, biological process: positive regulation of gene expression. Bases 1 to 1899 code for a protein of 632 amino acids. The transcript is spliced from 2 exons. NCBI's taxonomy places the organism in Eukaryota, Fungi, Ascomycota, Sordariomycetes, Amphisphaeriales, Pseudomassariaceae.